Molecule: messenger RNA, 2667 nt
Organism: Emericellopsis atlantica
Lineage: Eukaryota; Fungi; Ascomycota; Sordariomycetes; Hypocreales; Bionectriaceae
Product: thiamine diphosphate-binding protein
Exons: 2
Coding region: 444-2507 (687 amino acids)
Biological process (GO): L-valine biosynthetic process
Cellular component (GO): mitochondrion; acetolactate synthase complex
Molecular function (GO): magnesium ion binding; acetolactate synthase activity; flavin adenine dinucleotide binding
Source: RefSeq, a predicted model, not a curated record
UGAAAAUAAUAUUGGCGAAGCCGGCGCGGGCUGAGUGUGGCCUGCUAGGGGCUGUUAGUACUCACCGCCAAACUAUACACGUCCACUAACAGCCGCUGCGACACCGGCGCAAGAGUCAGAUGCGGGCGGCGUGGUCCGUGCGCCGAGCGAGAACGGCGACCGACAGCCAAUUCUUCAGGAUCCGUCCCCCACACAAACGUGAACCUACAUAGCCGGACGGACACGACUUUCCUGCGUGCCGUGCAGUUCUCGAUCCUGAGCAAAGCAGAGCCAGAGCAGAGCAGAACGCCUCCCUCAAUUGCCUCUCCCCUUCCCCUCCUCCUGUUGCAUCUUUGCCUCGCUCACUCGAUUGCUGCAUCCACGAGGCAUCUCCCAUCAUCUACGAAAAGGCCACCCGGCCGUCCUGUUCCUCCCUCUCUCGACAGAAGCACACCGCUACCAUCAUGCUCCGAAGUCGCCCGGCCUCGAAAGCCCUGAGGGCUCUGCAGUCGAGGCAGUUCACCACCAAGACGACGGCCGCUGCGGCCAUUCAGCCCACCAAGAAGACGCCUGCGUCGACGAGGCAACAGACCACGACAGCUGCUCCCCAGGUCCGCGACAUCCCCUCGUCGGGGUUCAACACGGCCGACAAGGACCGCAGCCAUGUCCAGCCUCUCGUCAACCCUCGCCAGCCCGAGAUGGACGAGUCGUUCAUCGGCAAGACGGGCGGUGAGAUCUUCCACGAGAUGAUGAUGCGGCACAAUGUUCGCCACAUCUUUGGCUACCCCGGCGGCGCCAUCCUCCCCGUCUUCGACGCCAUCUACAACUCGAAACACUUUGACUUCAUCCUGCCCCGUCACGAGCAGGGUGCCGGCCACAUGGCCGAGGGCUACGCGCGUGCCUGUGGCAAGCCCGGCGUCGUCCUGGUCACCUCGGGCCCCGGCGCCACCAACGUCGUGACGGCCAUGCAGGACGCCUACUCGGACGGCACCCCCAUGGUCGUCUUCACCGGCCAGGUCGUCACCACCGCCAUUGGCAGCGACGCCUUCCAGGAGGCCGACGUUGUCGGCAUCUCGCGCGCCUGCACCAAGUGGAACGUCAUGUGCAAGUCGGUGGCCGAGAUGCCCCGUCGCAUCAACGAGGCCUUUGAGAUUGCCACCUCUGGCCGACCCGGCCCCGUCCUCGUCGACCUGCCCAAGGACGUCACCGCCGGUGUCCUGCGUCGUGCCAUCCCGACCGAGACCUCGCUGCCCAACCUCCCCAGCGCGGCGGCCCGCGCCGCCGCCGAGGUGCGCAGACAGGAGAUGCGCAACUCGCUGAAGCGCGUGGCCAAGCUGCUCAAGGUCGCCAAGCAGCCCGUCAUCUACGCCGGCCAGGGCAUCAUCCUCUCCGAGGGCGGACCCGAGGCCCUCCGGGAGCUGGCCGAGACGGCCUCCAUCCCCGUGACCACCACCCUGCAGGGUCUGGGCUCCUUUGACGAGCUGGACGAAAAGUCCCUGCACAUGCUGGGCAUGCACGGCUCGGCGUACGCCAACAUGGCCAUGCAGCAGGCCGACCUGAUCAUCGCCCUCGGCGCCCGCUUCGACGACCGCGUGACGCUCAACGUAGCCAAGUUCGCGCCCGGCGCCAAGGCGGCCGCGGCCGAGGGACGUGGUGGCAUUGUGCACUUUGAGAUUAUGCCUAAGAACAUCAACAAGGUCGUGCAGGCCACUGAGGCCGUCGAGGGCGACGUCGCCAGCAACGUGCGCGACCUGCUGCCCCUGGUCGAGCCCCGCUCGAUGGAGAGCCGCAAGGAGUGGUUCGGCAAGAUCAACGAGUGGAAGGCCAAGUGGCCGCUGUCGCACUACGAGCGCGCCGAGCGCGGCGAGCUCAUCAAGCCACAGACCCUCAUCGAGGAGCUCAGCAACCUCACCGCGGACCGCAAGGACACGACGUACAUCACCACAGGUGUCGGCCAGCACCAGAUGUGGACGGCGCAGCAUUUCCGCUGGCGCCAUCCCCGCACCAUGAUCACCUCGGGCGGUCUGGGCACCAUGGGCUUUGGUCUGCCGGCCGCCAUUGGCGCCAAGGUGGCCCAGCCCGAUGCCCUGGUGAUCGACAUUGACGGCGACGCGUCGUUCGGCAUGACCCUGACGGAGCUCUCGACGGCGGCCCAGUUCAACAUUGGCGUCAAGGUCAUUGUGCUGAACAAUGAGGAGCAGGGCAUGGUGACGCAGUGGCAGAACCUCUUCUACGAGGACCGCUACGCGCACACGCACCAGGCCAACCCCAACUUUGUCAAGCUCGCCGAGGCCAUGCACGUGCAGGCCCGGCAGGUGUCCAAGCCCGAGGACGUCAAGGAGGCGCUGAAGUGGCUGAUCAACACGGACGGCCCGGCUCUGCUGGAGGUCGUGACGGACAAGAAGGUGCCCGUCCUGCCCAUGGUGCCGACGGGUGCUGGCCUGCACGAGUUUUUGGUGUGGGAUGGCGAGAAGGACAAGAAGCGCCGAGAGCUCAUGAGGCAAAGAACGAAUAACCUGCACGGUUAAGGGGAGAGGAGGCUGCACAGACGGAGGGGGGAUGUUUCUUGUGAUAUACCAUUUUUUGAUUGUUUGUACGUCGUGUGGCGUGUUUUGAAGCGCGAAAAGUCAUCUAGGCGUUUUAAGAGAUUGAUGGGCUCAGUUCCGGUUGAAUUGGUCCAAGUGUUGA